Apiotrichum porosum is the source of this 222-nucleotide messenger RNA. RefSeq lists its product as uncharacterized. NCBI's taxonomy places the organism in Eukaryota, Fungi, Basidiomycota, Tremellomycetes, Trichosporonales, Trichosporonaceae. The coding region runs from base 1 to 222 and encodes 73 amino acids. The transcript is spliced from 2 exons. The record is from RefSeq and is a predicted model, not a curated record.
AUGACCCCACUCCGCAAGGACACCCCGGCCAACGACAUCAUCAAGCAGCUCUACGAAAACUUGUGGAGCUUGGAUGCCAAGCUUAUCGUGACCGUCAACGCACAGCUGUCCCUUGUGGUUCACCCGACGGUGUGGGAGGGCUCGUCGUCAGAGGUGCAGCUUCGCCUUGUUAGGGACACUCUGGACCAACUGGCUGAGACUAUCACGGAUGGCCUGGUGUGA